AUGAAGGCUAGUCUAUCCGGCCUUGGAAAGUUUCCAUUUGUUGUGAUGGCAAACAAGAGAGAUGAAUGUGAUCUUCACAAGGUUUGCAAAAUUAAUGCCUUGAAGAAGUCAGGGGUGGAAAAAGCUUGGAAGAUUCUUGAAAAUGUGGCCAAACAGAUCCAACCCAUUAUGUCUAACCACAAAUGGCGCGUCAAGCUUCUUUUUGAGGUAUGCCCAAAAAAUCUGUCUCUUCUGGGACUGAAUGUAGGAGGAGGACUUCAAGAAAAGAUAAGGCUUAGAAGGCCGAAUAGAGACUGGGAUUUCUUCCCUUUUGAUCAAACUCUUGAUACCACGUUUCAUGAGCUUUGCUACAAUACUCAUGGCCCUCAUAAUGCCAACUUCUACAAGCUUUGGGACGAACUUAGAAUGAUUAUUCCUUUUAAGGUUGAAGACUUCAGCUGUAGUUGUCUGAGUUAUGAUUGA
Humulus lupulus (European hop) is the source of this 462-nucleotide messenger RNA. RefSeq names its product DNA-dependent metalloprotease WSS1-like. Lineage: Eukaryota; Viridiplantae; Streptophyta; Magnoliopsida; Rosales; Cannabaceae. The record is from RefSeq and is a predicted model, not a curated record. The transcript is spliced from 5 exons. The coding region runs from base 1 to 462 and encodes 153 amino acids.